AUGAGAGGAAUUUGCGUUUUUGGCAUCGCCAUCGCCUCCCUUGUCGCGCAAGGAGCUGCCGCGCCGCAUUCGCAGCAACAACAAAGCACGGCUGCAAUUCCUGGCAGAUGGAUCGUCACUCUUAAGUCAGGUAUUGACAAGCGCGACGUGGAGCAGCACCUCGAUUGGAUCCACGGAACUCACAGACGGAGCUUGUCUCGCCGUCAGACCAUUGGAGUCGAAAGGACAUUCGGAAUCGGGAAUUUCCAGGCCUACACUGGCGAAUUUGACGAAGCGCUGUUGGCCGAGAUUGAAGCUAAAGAUGAGGUAAUCGCAAUCGAGCCUGACCAUGAAGCUUCGUUGACAGCUCUCACCGAGGUCAACGACCAGCCUUGGGGUCUAGCCAGCCUCUCCUCGCGAGCAAAACUCGCCAGCGCCGACGUGGAUCAUCAGACCUACAUCUACGACACGAGUGCGGGGACAGGCACAUUUGCCUAUGUUCUCGACUCUGGGAUUCGCAUUUCCCAUCCUGAUUUCCAGGGACGCGCGAUCAAGGGCACCAACGUUUUCCCCGAAGUUGCUCACGACGAUGAUUUUGGGCACGGCACGCACGUGGCUGGCACCAUUGGAUCCCUAAGGUUCGGUGUCGCAAAGAAUGCCACCCUUGUCGACGUGAAGACGACCAGGACGUUGGAGUGGUCUGUACAGAAUAUCACCAACACUCCUGGGAGGGCUGGCAAGUCUGUCAUCAGUAUGAGCUUAGCGACUGCUACAUCCACAGCUUUGAAUGACGCCGUCGACGCAGCCACGGCCUUGGGCGUCUUCGUCGUCGUCGGUGCUGGGAACGAUGGAAAGGAUGCUUCCACGAGAUCACCAGCUAGCGCGCCGACGGCCUUCACGGUUGGUGCGAUUGACAUCAAUAGCACCAGAGCUACGUGGUCCAACUUUGGGCCUUCUGUGGAUGUCUUUGCUGCUGGUGUGGAUGUGAGGUCGACUUCGUUGUACCAGGAUGGAACUGAGCUUCUGUCGGGAACGUCAAUGUCAACACCACACAUCUCCGGGUUGGCGUUAUAUCUCAAGGGAUUGGAGGGCUCUGCUGUGGAUGCACCUGGGGCGAUCGGUGCACGCAUCAAGGAACUUGCUACUAAGGACAUUGUUACCGAUCCUGGAGUUGGCAGUCCUAAUCUUGUUGCAUACAAUGGGAAUGGCCGACGAUGA
Colletotrichum scovillei is the source of this 1197-nucleotide messenger RNA. Its product is annotated as alkaline proteinase. Gene Ontology annotation, biological process: proteolysis. The transcript is spliced from 4 exons. The record is from RefSeq and is a predicted model, not a curated record. Bases 1 to 1197 code for a protein of 398 amino acids. Gene Ontology annotation, molecular function: serine-type endopeptidase activity. NCBI's taxonomy places the organism in Eukaryota, Fungi, Ascomycota, Sordariomycetes, Glomerellales, Glomerellaceae.